CUUUUUAACUGUUACCAUGUUGGGGCAUGGAGUUGGGGCACCAUUAAUGUCACUUGUAUUUAGCUCCAGAAUAAACUUUUAUCCCCUUUGAGGGGAUAGUUGUAUGUGAUGUUGACAGUAGGGGGAGCCCCAAUCCAGUGUGCUUGGUGUCUUCAUAGCAGAGAUGAAAACACAGAUUGGGGGACAACCUCUUGAAGAUGACAUUUGUAGACCUUGAGAGGAGCUACAAGGAGCCACCCCUUCCUCUCCUUGAUCUUACCCUCUAGUCUUCAAUUGGAAGACAUUUUUCCAAUUGAAGCCACACAGGCUGUGGUCCUGUAUAGGCAGAUGUUUAUGUCAGUGUAAUUUAAAUCACCAAAAUGUCUUCCAUCAAGCCCUCCUCUCAGUUGUGAGCUCUGAGCCAGUGGCCUGGAUGUAGAUCUGAUCACACUGUCCCAGGGCCCUUCAUUUUCCUGACUUUGCUUCCCACCAUCCUCAUCUCUCAAGAAAAAGAAAGAUUCUCCAAUGGAAGAAAGCAGGGAGUCAGGAACACACAUUUGUGAAGCAUUGUCUUCCGGAAGGUGAAGAAUCUGGAAGUACAGGAAAGCAGCGGACCAGAAGCCAUGCAAAAAACCUGCAGGGAUCUCUGGGACAGUCCUCAACAACAUUCAGCUUUAACCUGUGAUGUCACAGCAGCACCAUAGCAACGGGGACUGAGCAUACUCUGGACCACUUUGCUGGAGGAGAGAUAGGGAGAGAGGUUAGCAGAGAUGCCUUUGGUCUGAGGCUGCACUGGUGGCUCCCCUUUCCCUCUGGGUCAGGAUGGAAAAGGAUCCCACCACUCACAGGAGGCACCGGCCUGGUCCUGGAGCCCUGCCCUCAGGAGUAGUCCCUGGAUACCUCAAGGUAGCCAGUGAGGGGGCUGAACUCCAGAGGAGCAGGAGUGUGGGUGGCUUGCACCAGAAGGGCGAUCCACCGGUCUGCAUCAGGAAGCUACUACGCAAGGAGCUAGACUCUGAGGACCAAGGUAAAGAUCCACGAAGUGACACCAAUGAUACCACCUGUCAGGCGAGCCUAGAGGAAGACAGAAAGAAAAAGAGCCAGGAUGAGCCCGGAAAAGUGGACCAAACAUGUGGGAAAUUGGAGCCAGAGAAGAGCAACUCAGAGGCCAGCGCCUCAGAACAGGAUGGUGCCCAAAAAGGAAGACACACCUCAGUGGCCGAGGAGCAAGAGCCAGAAUCCAUGAAGCUGAAUAACCUUCUAGAAAAACAGAAACCGUCUGUGUUUGUGGAGAUCGACCUGGGAGACCAUACUGAGGAGGAGGUAGUCACCUGUGCCGUGAGAGAAGAGAAGAGGCCCCCACUGGAUACAGGGGACUUGUCAGAGGAUGAAACAAGGACCAGCUGGAUGUGCUGCAUCCCGUAUUCCACGAAGAAGAAGGUGAAGGAAACUGCCAAUGCAUUGGAGAAGGUACUCAAGCCCGGGAGGGCAGUGAAGGAUGGGACACUGAGCAGCUAGGAACACAGACAUGGUGUGCUCACUCCAGAGCCCCUCUGACCAGUUCCCCCGGGUUUCCAUUUCCAUCUCACAAGGUUAGCCAUCUUUGGGAGAAAGAUGGUGAUGCUAUGAUGUAAAGACUCCCUAGUCUGCUAUAGCCUGAGAAUGCCCAGGGAGGGGUCAUAAACACCACCCAGGUGUGCAACCUGGCCACCAGAAACAUGAAGAUAAGGUGUUUGUAGAUCAUGUUCUUCCUCCAUGGGAUGUGGACAG
Molecule: messenger RNA, 1749 nt
Organism: Cricetulus griseus (Chinese hamster)
Lineage: Eukaryota; Metazoa; Chordata; Mammalia; Rodentia; Cricetidae
Source: RefSeq, a predicted model, not a curated record